This is a messenger RNA of Trifolium pratense (red clover), 336 nucleotides long. RefSeq lists its product as uncharacterized. The record is from RefSeq and is a predicted model, not a curated record. NCBI's taxonomy places the organism in Eukaryota, Viridiplantae, Streptophyta, Magnoliopsida, Fabales, Fabaceae. The coding region runs from base 1 to 336 and encodes 111 amino acids. Gene Ontology annotation, molecular function: RNA-DNA hybrid ribonuclease activity; nucleic acid binding. The transcript has a single exon.
AUGGCGGUGCUACAUGGCUUACAAAUUUGUUGGGAGAAUGAGUUCAGAAGAAUCAUUUGCUUCUCAGAUUCGCUUCGGGCAGUUAAUUUAAUCCGGGAAGGAGUCUCGGCUCAUCACCGGUUUGCGAAUGAAAUCUUUAGCAUCCGUCAACUAGUUGAUAAAGAUUGGGAUGUGGUUGUGGAACAUACGCUCCGAGAGGAUAAUGCUUGUGCGGAUGUGCUAGCCAAGAUGAGUGCUCUCUCUAACUUGCCAUUAGUGAAAAUUACUUCACCUCCUAAUGAACUCUCUAUGCCUCUUCUCGCUGAUGCGCAGGAUGUAGUUUUCAUCCGGGAGUAA